This is a messenger RNA of Acanthisitta chloris (rifleman), 891 nucleotides long. RefSeq names its product chromosome unknown open reading frame, human C11orf57 (gene NKAPD1). The transcript is spliced from 5 exons. The record is from RefSeq and is a predicted model, not a curated record. The coding region runs from base 1 to 891 and encodes 296 amino acids. NCBI's taxonomy places the organism in Eukaryota, Metazoa, Chordata, Aves, Passeriformes, Acanthisittidae.
AUGUCCCGCGUGCCCGUGGGGAAGGUGCUGCUGCGGAACGUGAUCCGGCACACGGGAGCGCACAACAAGAUUCAGGAAGAGACAGAGAUGUGGAAAAUAAGGGAGUGGGAGAAGCAGACAGAGGAGACUUAUUGGAGGAGGCAAAGCAGGAUGUUGUCAGACACCUCCAGUCGGAUGCGCAGCGAUGGCUUCGACGAGGAGGGACACAGAGCUGACUGGAAGACAAGGAACUCCCAGUUUCUUGACCUGGUGGAGGAUGAUCUCCUCAGGGCUCGUUCCUGGAACAAGAAGCUGUAUGAAUGUGAAGCCAACAUGCCAGACAGGUGGGGACACAGUGGCUAUAAAGAGCUGUACCCUGAAGAAUUUGAUACAGACAGUGACCAGCACGAGGGAGAUGAACCAAACACCAUCAACGGGAGGAAGAAAUCGCAGUUGGGGAAACAAAGUGCUCGGGAUUCACACAAGAGGAAAAAAGCCAAGAAAUCACACAAGAAGAAGCAGAAAAAGCACUCCCACAAGAAGAGGAAGAAAAAGAAAAAGGAGCAGGGCAGAAGCUCCUCAGACUCCUCCCGGGACAGUGAGUGCUCAGAGCCUUCCAGCGCCCGCAAAGGGAAACACAAGCGCAAGAAAAAGACCAGGAAAGUGCCUGCCAAGGAACCUACCUCUUCUUCUGGGCAGGAGAGUGACUCUUCUCAUGCAAGCAGCUCAAGCACCAGCAGCUCUGAGGACAGUGAGUCUGAAGAGAAGAAGGAGAGGCGGCCAAGGAAGAGGAAGAGACGUCCCAGCUCCGUGUCAGAGAGGCAGAGCCAAGUGCCAGAGAAGAGGAGCAAGAGGAAGAACUGGAAAGUGGCUGGGGAUGAGAAAUCUGAGGAUAGCUCAGAUGAGGACUGA